Molecule: messenger RNA, 1366 nt
Organism: Lactuca sativa (garden lettuce)
Lineage: Eukaryota; Viridiplantae; Streptophyta; Magnoliopsida; Asterales; Asteraceae
Source: RefSeq, a predicted model, not a curated record
UAUUCCCGCCCAUCACCUCCACCCCACCCCCUUUUCGCUUUUAUAUGUUAUAAACCCUAAUUUCACCCCAAUUGCACUCGAUCGCGCCUACCAAUUCUCUAUUAGCUCUUCUAAACUCAAUUGCAAAUCGUUUCAUCAACACAUAUCAGAUGGAGGAUGCUGUCAAAGGUCGAUCUUCUGUACCCGGAAAUAACGGUGGAUCUGCUAAACUUCUUCGUUAUCCUCUCCGAUCGGGCACCAAGUCGAAGGAUGAUAAGCCGCCUCUGUCAGCUACAUCAACUCCUUCCUCAUCUAGAAGGGGAAAAGCUUCAAGUGUGAGUCAAAGUGUUAGUGUUCUUGAUCUAUCAGCCAAAGACAAAUCUGCAAAGCCUCCAAGAAGGUACUCCAUUCCCACCAAGUCAACCACCACCCCUGCUACCAAACUAGCCAGCAACACAACUCCAACAUCAGAUGCAAGAACAAACAGGUCUAGAAACAACACACCAGUUUCAGAUGCUUCUAGAUCAUUAACCCGAAGGAAAUUCAGUGUUCUAUCUUCAGCUUCAUAUUGGCUCUCUCAGAUCAAGCUCUCUGAAGCUUCUGGAAAGCACCAAGUUUCACUUGGUUUCUUUAAACUUGCUCAAGUCGCUGCUUGUGAGAAUCUUCAACUACUGAGAGAUGAACUCAAGUCCUACACUCUGCGCCACAACAUUCUUGAACUUGGGGAAUCUGCAAAGGAAGUUCUUCAGCUUUAUGACAUAUCAGAAAGCAUUGAAGGUGUUCAAGUUUCUGAAACCUGUUGUUCCCAGAUAUCUGAAGAUGCAAUCAGUUUGUCUUCUAUUAAUGGAGUUCACAAACCGAAACCAAAGUCUUCAAGCAACAAUGGUGGUAUUUCUGUCAAAGAAAAUAAUCAAAAGAAACCUGUACAACAUACAAAAGCUUCAACAAAUAAGAAAAUGACAAAUCAGCAAAAGAACAUGCAGAAGCAAGCCACAAACAAGCCAAAAGAGAUUGUCAAAAGCAAGGGAAAGAAAUCUGUUACUGAAGGGGUGGUGGUAAGUUCUCCUGAGGAGGUAAUUACCCAAGAAAACAAAGAAAACAUGGAUGCUCCCCCAGUAGAGGAGAUCAGCAUGGAAUCAUAAUAAGUAUAUUCUGCUUCAAUUAAAGCUGGGUGUUAUAUAUAGUUUAUAAAUUUUUUGGUUGUUUGAUUGUGUUUAAUGUUUCAUAUUUUGUUACUUGGGAUGUUUGUUGUCUCUUCUUGUUUCUAUUGGUGUCUAAAAGAUUAACUUCUUGUACGAAAAAAACUCGUUCGUAUUUUGCAAGUGUUGAAAUUAAUGUGUGAAAUUUGCUGGAAAAAAAUAUGUUGUAAACAUAUUUUUAGUUAUUA